ACCUUGUGACACACUGCAUUGAGAUGAUGUUGGAAGAUUACGAGAAGAAAAUACCUGUUUAUGAAGAGAUAAUUACAAAGGGUAAAAAAAUUACAAGUUUUAUUUAUUCGAGGGAUUCUCUCAUUUCUCUAUUGCAUAAGUUUACGGAAGGAACAGAUUUGGUGAGACAAGGCAUUACUUCUUGUGCCACAACUUACUUAACUUUAGACCGUCUUCAAGAGACCAAGGGAGCUUUGAGAAGAAUAUUCACAUCGAAGGCGUGGAAGUCUAGCCCGUUUGCGAAAACAAGCGGUGGGAAAUUUGUUGAGGAUGUGGUUUUGGACAAGGAGUUUUGGAAAAAUGUUAUGAUUUGUUUGAAAGGUGCAAAUCCUCUGAUUGAUGUGCUUUGUUUGGUCAAUUCAAUUGAUGAACCAGCCACCGGUUUCAUUUAUGAAGCAAUGGAGAAAGCUAAAGAUGAAAUACGAAGGGGUCUUUCUAAAGGGGGCAUAGAAAGUUUUAUGCCUCUAUGGGAGAUCAUUGACGAAAGAUGGGACGAACGACUCCACGGCCCUUUGCAUGCAGCAGGCUAUUUUCUUAACCCUCAGUUUCACUAUAGCGAUGUAUUUGGAGAUGAUAUUGAAGUUAAAGGUGGUCUACAUGAUUGUAUAACAAGGAUGGUGGCCGAUCCUGAAGAAAGAGCGAAGAUUGAAAUUCAACUUGAUGCUUUCGAUAAACGGGCGAACGAUAUGGGUCAUCCUGUAGCCGUAAUGACGGCUGGUAAUGAGGUUCCAUCAGAGCGCCUUCGGAAAGGGACUACCAGAGCUCCAAAAAUUUGCGUGUCGUGUAUUAAGCUUGACAUGCAGUUCUUAUGGGGGUGAGCGUAAUCAGAGUGCAUUUGAGAUGGUCCAUGCUAAGAACAGAAACCUUUUGUGGCAAAAAACUUAUAAUGAUGUUGUCUAUGUCAUGGCUAAUUCAAAAUUGGCUGAAGAGAAAGCCAGAUGGUUUGUUGAGCUAGUUCAAAAUCUGAAGGAUAAUGGAAGCAUUGAAGGUACUCCAAAUCUGAAAUCCCUACAUGAUGUGAUUGCUUAUUUGUAUGAUGAAUAUGGAGUUGGAGAUGAAGUUGAAGAUGGAGACGAAGAUGAAGAUGAUGAAAUGGAAGAUGAAGAUCAAAUGGAAGAUUCUGAUUAAAUUUGAAAGAUUUUCUAGAUUAAAUACCUAGAAUUUGACUGUUAUCGAUGUUUAUAUCUUGGUACUUGUUAAAAGCUUAAUACUAUAGCUUAAGGUAUGAAUUUGUGACUUA
This is a messenger RNA of Medicago truncatula (barrel medic), 1279 nucleotides long. RefSeq lists its product as uncharacterized. The record is from RefSeq and is a predicted model, not a curated record. The transcript is spliced from 3 exons. Lineage: Eukaryota; Viridiplantae; Streptophyta; Magnoliopsida; Fabales; Fabaceae. The coding region runs from base 24 to 857 and encodes 277 amino acids.